AUGUCGACUAUGAUAGCUCAUGUUCAGAAAGCACUACGGCAUCAUGCACCGAUGAUUCGUUUCAGAUAUGGUUUGAAUCAAGCUGGUACAAACUCAUCAAAUCAAAAAUCAGCCACACACAAACAUGAAGUGCAUAUAAAUAAAAAUACUGCUGCGCCAGUUCCGGCUACAAAUCAAUUAAAAGCUGCUCAUAAGUCAACAUCAUUUGCAUUUUUAGAAACACCUACAAAAUAUCGCCGACGUGCAUUAACACAAGAUGAAAUUGAUCUUAUUGCCAUUGGUGGACUCAAAUAA
Molecule: messenger RNA, 294 nt
Organism: Rotaria socialis
Lineage: Eukaryota; Metazoa; Rotifera; Eurotatoria; Philodinida; Philodinidae
Source: the annotation of a GenBank genome assembly